GGGAGACAGUUAUUUUCUGCACAGCUGUGAAACACACCGACACACAGAUCGAUUCAGAGGCUGGUGGCGGCGGCGCCAGUCGAAGCUACGCCCUCUCACUGUCCUUGCGGUGUGUUGUGCUGUGUCUGUGUUGUGUAAGAGGGAGUUCGAGUUCGCGACCCUCCGAGCCCGCCUCAACGUUCCUCCACGGGGAGAUUGGUGCACUUGUCGUCAGAUCAGAAUGAGCAGCCAAAUCGGCACAGUUCGAUCCUUGCGGGUCAGUGUCGAACCAGCAGAAGUUGAGCUUGACGAAGAUAAUGGCUUAUUGUGGACAUCUUUACAGACUGCUUUCCCAGGAUGCUCUGGAAUGUAUUACCGCGAUGUAAACGCGGAUUGUCGUUGUGCUGUAAAAUUUGACGGAAAGAAAUUUGUUCCACCCGGAGGAGCCUGGAAUGAUCGACAAUAUUACGUUACACUGAGUCAGCGUUGUCAUGCUGGCUCACAAACUUUGACGAAUUACGAAAGUGCUACAAAGCAAUUUGAACGAUCUGUCAUCGCUGUGCAGAAAUUGUUCGGAAGCAAUUUGUUUGAAAUACCGUAUCGAGCACGAAAGGAGGCUGGAAAAAUGACACCGGAUAGUGGAUUAAAUAGCGAGAAACGUCCCAGUAUAACUGAUAAAAUAGAGCCUCUGAAAGCGAUUCAGGAACGGGAACAGCAACUAAACAGGACUGGACGCAAGCUGUCACCAAUCGAGCAACAGUUUGUCGAUCUUGCGAAAAUCUCCACUGGGAAAGAUGUGAUUAUAGACCAGCAACGAGAAGAAAUGCGCAAAACGAGCGAGAAGCUGCUAAACGGAGAAAAGGAGCUGAAACUUCAGCAAGAGAAAUGCUCAGAAAUGGAAGCACGACUGCGUGCUAUGGAUGAGGAGCUCAUUAUGUUGAGAAAACUGAGCACAGAACAGAAUUACCUUGGUGACAAGGUCAAAGAGCUCACGUCAAGAUUGCUUGACAAAGAAUCAGAGCUUGUUCGUACUAAAGAGGAGCUUGAAACGAAGAAUCGAAGAAUCGAGAGUGAGCUGAGGGAAGCGAGAGAGAAAAACUCUUCAUUGGCUCUAAGCCUUGAUGCGCUGAAAGCGAAAGGUGAUGAGUUGUCAGAGCAGCUGCAGUUGGCUUUGGUAUCCAAAGAGGUGCUGUCGAAUGAGCUGGCCCAGCUGAGGCCCUUGGCUAACGCCAUCGAUAUUAAUAACGCCGAUGGUGUGCUGGCCUACCUGGAUGCCUUAGAAAAUGCCAAACGCCAUGAGGUGGCAGCAGCUAAGGCUCAGGCAGCAGCUAAUGAGAUUCAAAGCAAGUACGAGGAGCUUUACGAGCUGCAAACAUCGCUCAUGCAGGAUAACACAAAGUUGCAAACAAGAAACACAGAGCUGGAAGAACGAGUGGCGAAUUUUGAAAAAGAAGUUCAAGUUUUGAAUGACCAGUGGAAAAACAGAAUACAAAAAGAAAAAUCGGAAUGGGAAGAAGCUCACAAGGAAAUCGAAACCGAAUGCAGUUCGAUGAAAAAACAAUUAGUGGAUCUGCAAGAUGUGCUUGCUACCGUAACCCGGGAUGCUACUGAAAAUUCGCGCAGAGCCGCUGAACUACAGCAAUCACGCGAUGAACUCCGACGAACGUUGGAAUCGGCUGAGUACAAAAUGCAGGAGCCGCUAAAGCGUCAGAUUCGGGCGCUUUCCGACGAUCUGCGAGAAUCUGAACUGAAAGUGUCCGAGCUCACCGGCCUUGUUGCCAGCCUUACCGCCGAUGCCCAUAAUAGUCAGCGAGACAUGGGAGAUAUUCUCUAGUAAUUAUUUGAAUAGAUUUCGAACAUGUGCUUCGUUAGGAUGCAUUUUCUUAGUAGAAAAAGUAUCACUACCGGUAGAUAUCAGUGCAGUCUUCACGCAUUUAGUUUUCGGGCAAAGACGUUUUUCUGGUGCAAAACAGCUGUCGAUUGAUGAUCUGAGCUAUCACUUUUCAUAUCUGUUGUCCGUGUAUAUAACCGCAAUAAAUAUAUUUACUUG
Cylicocyclus nassatus is the source of this 2029-nucleotide messenger RNA. The record is from the annotation of a GenBank genome assembly. NCBI's taxonomy places the organism in Eukaryota, Metazoa, Nematoda, Chromadorea, Rhabditida, Strongylidae.